Molecule: messenger RNA, 180 nt
Organism: Gongylonema pulchrum
Lineage: Eukaryota; Metazoa; Nematoda; Chromadorea; Rhabditida; Gongylonematidae
Source: the annotation of a GenBank genome assembly
AUGUUAUCGCUGAAUUUGGAAGAGUCAAAUGAAAGAUUUCAAGAGAUCGAUGAAAAUCGGGACAAUUAUGCAACCUGGGACGAAUAUGUAAACGAAGCAUUCGGGGGAAUCGAUCCGGAAGAUGAAAGUUUGGAUGUUGAAGACAAGCGUUUGUUGGAGGAAGACAGGAUGUAUUUCAAC